AUGGCAGAUGCCAGAUCACGCAAAUCAUCAAUGGCCUCACUUGCAUUGAGGCAGGCAUCCCCUAUUAUCACCCCAGCCACACUUGAAGGACCUUCCGACGCACCUAUAAGUCGCACACAGGUCAAACUCCGUCCAGAAAUACUCUGGCAGCAAGAGGAUGCUACAAAACUCGAUCACCUGCACAGAUAUCUCAUAAGCAACAAUGCCAGCAGCAGAUCCCAACCCCCAGCACUCCACAGACUACUGGAGAAGAACACAGAGCAUCUUAUCAGCCAUCUAGGCGCUUGGAAACAAACCAUGUUGCAGGAUGUUACACAAGCAGUAGAGAGCGCAAUUCAGCGCCUUCUGACUGCCCCCAGCAGCACAGAUCCACACACACCUCCCAGAAGAGUCUUCACAGUCAUAGACAACACCCCCAAGGCCCCUUCUGGCUCAGGCAGCUCAGGCAACAAGGACUUCUUAGUCCCUAUCAAGGAUGAAUCUGACCCAAAGGGAAAAGGGGUCAAAUUGGAGUCACAAGAGCCUAAAACAACCCUAAACACCUCCCAGACAAUCCCACACACCCAGGAACACCUUGACCCCAACCCAGAGCAGCCCUUCACCAGACCAACAGCUGCAGAUCUCCCAAGCACACCUCAAGCAGCAACAAGUAGUCCCCUAAGCAAAGAAUAUCUAUCAGCUCAACCAGGACAAACAGAUGAAGAAAAGGAGGCAAGAAUGCUACACAACAUUGCUACCAUCAUGGUCAGAGCCUUAUCUGUCCCACUUCAGAGCACCUUCAGGGGACUGUCCCAAACUCCUGGCCCAGCCCAAGCGAAAUCCAAAAUCCCUGCUCCUGAGAAGUAUGAUGGCAAGAAGGGCCCUGCAGCCAAAUCAUUUAUCCUGGAUUGCAAAACCUACUUCCUUAGCAAUGCUUCCUCAUUCCCUUCUGAUCACAAGAAGCUGCUGAAUGGGGAUGACAAGCCAACCUUGGAAUCCUGGAAUACCUUUGAAGCAGCAUUCUUGCGCAACUGGAGCAAUCCAGCAGCAGCACAAAUUGCAGAACAACACCUGCAUAAUCUCAAGCAGCUGAAAUGGGCAAGCAACCAUGCCACAGAGUUUAGAAUCAUAGCCAGCAAACUAGAAUGGUCAGACCCUGCCCUCAUUGCCUCCUUCCGCCAGGGACUCAAGGCAGAAGUCAGAAGCAAGCUGAUUGAGUACACCCUGCACAAGAACAUCACUGCACUGGAUGGGUUUAUCUCCACUGCCUGUCUAAUUGAUGACACGCUGUUUGAAGCACGCAAGGAGCUAAGAAAAGAUAGCAACAGCAGCACCAGCUCACCACAACGCCCGGCUCAAGGGCGCUCAAGCAAUUUUGUUUCCAAGAAGGUUCAGGAAGCAAGAAGAAACGCUGGAGAAUGUUCCAAGUGUGGGGAAAAGUCUCACAAAUGGGAGGACUGCAAGAAUGGAUGGCGCCUCAAAACAAUAGAACGCUCUAAGCCUGAAUCAGGAAAGGCUGCAGAAGUAGAAGAGCUGGAAUCACUUCCCCAAGCGGGAAAAAACCCUUACAUAGAGGGAAUCACAGACACUCAAACUGCUCUAAUUGAUUCUGGAUCUUCUGCCAACUUCACUGAUCCCCAAUUUGCCCAUUCUCACAACAUUCCACUCACUGAAUUGGAUUCCCCACGCUCUGUCAUUGGCAUUGAUGGCAAACAAGUCCGCAACCCUAUCCGCUUCAAGGCUUGGCUAGUCUUUAGCUCUCAAAACAGGCAAUUUUCCGCCAUCUUCUAUGCUCUUCCGCUUGGAAACAGAAACCUUAUCCAUGGAACCCCCUGGCUUGAAUUGGCUAAUCCAGACAUUGAUUGGACCACCAUGAAAGUUUUACUCCGCCUAGCUACAGCACAAGCUGGCAACAUCAACCCUGAGCCUCAGAAUCUUCCUGUUGAAUUCCAGGAGUUCCAGAAAGUUGUCACAACCAAGAGUGAAAUGACUGCUGUGAGAUAA
This is a messenger RNA of Rhizoctonia solani, 1983 nucleotides long. Its product is annotated as Retrotransposon-derived protein PEG10. The record is from RefSeq and is a predicted model, not a curated record. NCBI's taxonomy places the organism in Eukaryota, Fungi, Basidiomycota, Agaricomycetes, Cantharellales, Ceratobasidiaceae. The transcript has 4 exons. The coding region runs from base 1 to 1983 and encodes 660 amino acids.